Notolabrus celidotus (New Zealand spotty) is the source of this 5861-nucleotide messenger RNA. RefSeq names its product RAP1, GTP-GDP dissociation stimulator 1 (gene rap1gds1). The coding region runs from base 264 to 2087 and encodes 607 amino acids. The transcript is spliced from 15 exons. The record is from RefSeq and is a predicted model, not a curated record. Gene Ontology annotation, molecular function: guanyl-nucleotide exchange factor activity; protein binding. Lineage: Eukaryota; Metazoa; Chordata; Actinopteri; Labriformes; Labridae. Gene Ontology annotation, biological process: positive regulation of GTPase activity. Gene Ontology annotation, cellular component: cytosol.
AUCCGUGUCGUGCAGCUUGACUGUGUCAUGUCACUGUGAUCCGGUCCUCAGAGGGAGCUCGAUCCAGCAGCUCUGCCUGUCGGUGUGGACAGAGAGGGAGUCAGAUGUGUUAACCGUGUAUCAGCCGGUGAACAGGCCGCUCAGCAUCCAUCAGAGCGGGACUGCUGCCCGCCCCGGAGCCCGCUGAGGACAACCACAGACCGGCUACCCUUCUGUCUCCCCUCCCCCCUGAUUCUACCUGUUUAGAGCUUCGUUCUGCUGAGAUGGAUAACCUAAGUGAAGCCCUGGAGAAGCUGAAGUUAGCGUCUUCAGACAGCGCCACAGACAGCGUGGAGAGCUGCCUGGACUGCCUGCUGAAAGCGCUCGCCAACAACAACACUGAGGCCAGCAUGAAGCUCCAGGAGAUGGCGGUCCUCCCCCUGCUCCCUGGUCUGCUAAAUCCCCAGUCCUCCUGCACCCCCAAAGUAGCCAACAUCAUAGCGGAGGUGGCCAAAAACGAGUUAAUGCGGAGUUCCUGCGUUGAAGCCGGCCUCAUCCCACCUCUCAUUCAGCUGUUAAACUCCGCCGACCAGGAGGUUUUACUGCAGACCGGCAGAGCUCUUGGCAACAUCUGUUACGACAGCCAUGAGGGCAGGAGUGCAGUUGACCUGGCAGGAGGGGCUCAGAUAGUAGCUGAACACAUUAAGUCCCUCUACCAAAAUACUGAGCCGGAAAAUGAGAAGCUCUUGACUGUCUUUUGUGGCAUGCUGAUGAACUAUAGCAAUGAUAAUGAUUCCCUACAAGCCCAGCUGAUCAACAUGGGAGUGAUUCCCACUCUAGUAAAGCUGCUCGGCAUCCACUCCCACAACACAGCCCUGACAGAAAUGUGUCUAAUUGCCUUUGGGAAUCUGGCGGAGCUCGAGUCGAGCAAAGAGCAGUUUGCCUCCACCAACAUCGCAGAGGAGCUGGUUCGUCUCUUCCAAAAGCAGACCGAACACGAGAAGAAGGAAAUGAUCUUUGAGGUUCUGGCUCCUCUGGCAGAAAACGAUGUGAUAAAGCUGCAGCUGGUGGAGGCCGGCCUGGUGGAGUGUCUCCUGCAGGUGGUGGCUCAGACAGUGGACGGAGAGCGGGAGGAGGACAUCGCCCAGCUGAAGACCGCCUCGGACCUCAUGGUUCUCCUGCUGCUGGGAGAUGAGUCCAUGCAGAAGCUGUUUGAAGGAGGGAAAGGCAGCGUCUUCCAGAGAGUUCUGUCCUGGAUCCCGUCUCACAACCAUCAGCUGCAGCUAGCCGGGGCCCUCGCCAUCGCCAACUUUGCUCGCAAUGAUGGAAACUGCAUCCACAUGGUGGACACUGGUAUCGUGCAGAAGCUUCUGGAGUUGUUGGAUCGACACGUUGAAGAAGGAAACGUCACAGUCCAGCAUGCAGCACUGAGCGCCCUGAGGAACCUGGCCAUACCUGUGGUGAACAAAUCCAAGAUGCUCUCAGCUGGCGUGGCAGACGUGGUGUUGAAGUUCUUACAGUCAGAGAUGCCUCCAGUCCAGUUCAAACUGCUCGGGACGUUACGUAUGCUCAUCGACACACAGGCUGAAGCAGCAGACCAGUUGGGAACCAAUGGGAAGCUGGUGGAGCGGUUAGUGGAGUGGUGUGAAGCCAAAGAUCACGCAGGAGUGAUGGGCGAGUCCAACAGACUCCUGUCUGCUCUCAUCCGACACAGCAAGUCAAAGGAAGUGGUCAGAACAGUCAUCCAGGGAGGAGGCGUCAAGCACUUAGUCACCAUGGCAACCAGUGAGCAUAUGAUAAUGCAGAAUGAAGCGCUGGUGGCUCUGGGACUCAUCGCAGGACUGGAUCUGGUUGCAGCAGAGAAGGACUUUGUGGGAGCCAGUCUGGUGUCAGUGCUUCACAAACUGCUGUCAGACGAGAGGAGCGCUCCAGAGAUCAAAUACAACUCCAUGAUUCUCAUCUGUGCUGUCAUGGGAUCAGAGCCCCUCCAUAAAGAAGUCCAGAGCCUGGAGUUCAUCGACGUGGUGUCCAAGCUGCGUGCGCACGAAAACAAAACGGUAUCACACCAGGCGUCGCUCACAGAGCAGCGGUUAACUGCCCAGAGCUAAAUGACUGUGUCAAACCCCGCCCACCUCCACACACCCUUCACCCCGCCCAAUGCCUGCCUGACCUAAAGACCACCCGACGACACCUCAUGAUGCUCCCCCCUCCCUGUGCCCCAUCGUCAUGUGCCAAGGUACCAUGUCGCGUUAACUGCCAGCCAGACAUACGGUCAUGUCUCCGCCCCCAAAUCAUCUGCCCCGCCCACCUCCACCAGGGUCAGACUUAAGCCCCGCCUACCGCCACCAGGGUCAGACUGAUGUUCUGAGUAUUUGACUUAUGAAUAGCCUUCACAACUGUUUUUAGACCUCUGUCAGACGCCAAAACUCUCCUGAAAGCCAUAACAUUGAGAUUUAUUAAAGCAGUGGAGCGGCUCCAUGGAGCGGGGCAAGGCAGGUGUAGUUUCAGGUGUUAACCCUUUAGAGCCUGGGAGAACUUUAAACUGGACUGAGGAGGGAAAAGCUUGUUUCAGGGUGGGAUCCUCGAAAAACAGAGACAAAUAACAGCCCAAACUUCCCUGAGUCUUACAUGUAAUAAAAUCAAACAAAGACUGUUAGGAAGUAGGUUUAAUUUUGGAGACUUGUAAGAGAUAGAAAAGGGUUUACAUGUAGAAUAUAAAAUAUAUAUAAUUAUAUAUAUAUCUUGUGAAAACAGCGUCUGUCUCUGGCCGUGGCCUCCAGGUAGAUAUCUUGUUUACUGAGCUGAUUAUUUGAUUUGAUAUGAAGCUUUAAACGCUUUUCAACAUGCACAACAGGUCAAAAGAGUAUGUCUACCUGUAGCAGAGCUAGCUCUAGCAGCCUUUAAAUUUACCUUAAAGUCAAGAAAACACUAAGAGUCUCACCUGUGCUCGUUUACAUCCAGGUAGUAGAGCUUUAGAGCAUUAGGGCAGCAGACAUCAACCAGAAAUACAGCUCCAGCUAGUGGAGAGAGGCUGAAAUUGAGUUGAUGAAACCUGCUCAUCUUUUGUUGAUAUUAGAAGUCAGGUAUCGGCCACACUAUUAUGUACAUCUGAGUCAGUAUCAACCUUGAUUUUCACAUCUGUGCGUCUCUGUUUUCUGGUUCCAGUCUCUGAUUCCAGCUCAAAGUUUCUUCCUUCCUCUCUGCGCUCUGAGACAACGGGCAGUUUUUCAAACGUCAGGCUCUCUGGGGUCUAAAGGGUUAACCCGCUCUGAAACUCUGUCUGCGGGGACGUUUCUCAGACGUGGACACCAUUAACUCCCACGCUUUCUUUCAAAGUCACCUCCGUCAGUCUGACCCUGGUGCCCUCCUCUACUUGUGCAUGCAUCUUCUGCUACAAGUAGCUCCUCGGAGCUGAGGCGCCAUAAACAGCCAAACGCAAUAGAUAAGAGACGACACUCUUUACGACCAUAGCUGUGAUACCAUCCGCCGGUAAAACAAAAAAAAACACCCACCAGUGUAAAAUGUGCACAAAAGAACAAAAAAACUUCCUGUCGUGAUUUUUCUUUCAUUUUUAAGAAAAGCAGCCAUCCAUGAUGUGCCCAGUCGUGUCCCAUGUAGCUCGAGUGUAAAUUGACUAGAAACUGUGCAUGUUUUAGUCCUGUUCAAGGUGUGACCGUGUUCAUCUGACCUCUCAGCCGCUCACAUUCUCCACCGUCGUCCGUCACACACACCUCCGGUCGAGCACACUCCUUUUUUGCACUUGUUCCUCGAGAUCUGGAGAUUUUAUCAAAGUUUGUAACUCCACAGAUGUUCAGACGCUCACACACCUGUACAGCGACGACAGAGGCUCCGCAAGCCUCCUCGACAUCACCAAGAGAACCACGUUAAGACCAGAGUCUGUAAGUGAGGUCCGGCUCAGAUCCCAGACUCAGAGCAGAGGAAGAAGUCCUGAGGAGUUGUCAGAAGUUGCAGAAGCUGAGAGAGAGAGUUUAGAAAUAAAACCACAAGGUGCAGAAAGUAUGACGUCGUCUGAAGAAGAAACGUCUCUCCAGGAAUCAUGAAAUCUAGAAAGUUAAAGACGAUUCAGGAGAUAUUUCUUCCUCAGACUGAAUCACGUUUAUAAAUCUGAUUUUUGCUGAUCACAGUCUUGUUUGUUUCACAGUCGAGAGCAUUUAAAGUACGGAGAAGAUUAUUCUUUCAUAUUUUCUUGAUGGUAAGGACGAGGUGGCAUGAAGAGCAAAGAAGAACAAUAUAUAAAAUAGUUAUGAAUGAGAGUUUGGCUUUGUUCAGGCUGCAGGAAAAUCUGAUUUAAAGAGGGACUGUCGCCACUGUUUCUAAACAAUCAGGCGUCGGGCUUGACCUCGGAGCAGGAUGUGUCGUUAUCUUUGAGUCUUUAAGGACUACUCACCUCCUGCAGAGCUUCUACAUCAAACAGCCUGCAGGAAAUUCAUAAAAAGAAGAAGACGUCCACAUCCGUGCAGCUCGUGUUUCCAGGCGUAAUGUGCUCACACUACAAAAGCAAUGAACCUGUUUCCUCCCUGCACGCUGCAGAGCACGUCGUCCAUCUAAUCACUCUUUAUCUGGAUCUUUGAUGGACAUUUGUUUUGCUCUCUCUGUGAACAGAUCUCAAACAAUGAUCCCGCUGAAGCUGCACCUAAAAUGCGUCAAAACCUUUGCGUACGACAUUCAAAGCAGCCUAGGAAAAGACGCUGAAAAAGCUGCGAAUACAUUCGUAAAAAACAAAGAUUACCUCCUCAAAUUAUUCGGACUGGAUUGUUAUCAGAGGACGUCUGUGUCCUCAAAUAUGAGAGGUAGAAUUUUUACUUCCUGGUCAAACACACAGGCUUAAAAAAUCAGAUGAUCUCUGAAAUGAUUACAAACUAUUAGGGGUCCUCAGGUUACAUUAAUCCUGUGUGAAUACAGUUUACGACUAGAACUUUUGAGACAUAAUCUGAGCCCCAAUCUUCAAUCUGAUAGUUUAAAACGGCAUGCUCAUGUCUGUUUUUGCAGAAGAGUGUCAGAGCGAGGUGUGACAGAAACGUGACGAGGUAGAGUAGAAUCGAACCAUCGAGGUGAAGUCGAGUUCUCAGAUUAAGAAACAGGGUUUAAAGAGUCAGAGGGGAAGAUCACUUUUCUUUUUAUAUAUUCAGAUUAAGUCAGAUUAUAAUUAUCGCCCUCUGAUUUUUUUAAAGCCUGGCACAGAAUCUGAAAGCUCAACUUUACUCUCAAUUCUAUUUAACAAAUUUAAAAUAUUUUCCUGUCUCAUUUUUUUGACACUCCUCUCCGUCAGACCUCCUGAAAAUAAUCUGGAUACUCUGGAUCUAAAACGCCCAAACACAAGUCUUCAGUCUGAACAAAGCCAAAGAUUUUAUAAAGUGAGUGGUCGUUUCUGAAAAUCAGAGCCCCGUUGGCUCCAGAGAGAAGAGAGAGAGAGUAACACACAGCCUCCGUCGUCCCUCCGUGUGUGUUCAGUGUGUGUGUAUCAUCGUAUCGCUCGAAGUCGAGAGUCUGGGAUCUUACGAGAACGCUUCGACAGUCACUGCAGUCACCUCCACAUCAGCACAGCGCCCCCCAGAGGACAAACCCUCCCUCCGUUCUAAUCAAAGGGGUGUGUGCUCCUCUCAGCAUGUCACACUCUGUUACACACACACAAACACACACACACGCACACACUCAGACAUGCUGUGGUCCUGCUUUCUUUUUUAAAGGUAUGAAUGGUUAUUUAUCAGAUCUGUGCUCUUUACAGACACAUGCCAGUGGAGAUGUAUCCAUAGUAACUGCGUAAAAUACAAAUAUAAACUUAAAUGUUUGUUGUAAAUGUCAUGAGUUGUACAUUUGGAGGAUUGUAACUCAGCAGAAUAUUAAAAGAUGAUAGCUGGUCA